Messenger RNA from Plenodomus lingam JN3, 1596 nucleotides. Lineage: Eukaryota; Fungi; Ascomycota; Dothideomycetes; Pleosporales; Leptosphaeriaceae. The record is from RefSeq and is a predicted model, not a curated record.
AUGUCUUCAGUGCCCGGCCGCGCGACACGUGUGCCUGCUAAGGCCUACACUACUCUUCGUACACCCGAUGAGCUCCUCAUGGAGAUUGAAAAUGGCGCGACCAAGCUGAACCGGCCCUUAAGCGCAUCGAUAUCCAACAUGAUUCGCGUCAUCUUGACCGAAUUGAUUGUCGUUUCUUCACCUCCGUACGGUCCCUCGGCAGAACCCCCCAAACCAACGGCAGAUACUCCAGAAACAUCCAGUCGUGGACGCCCGUCGCGCCGCCAGAUUCUAUACGGCAGCAUCCCGGGCGGAGCGGAGAGCUUCCAUCGCGGUCCGCCACAAAGUGUGAAUCAAUCCUUCUCUUUUUCCAACGAGGAACCCCUCUUCAAAGAGCUCCUUCCUCAGGUUGAUCAAUCCACAUAUGACUCAACGCUUAGGCGAUCUGACCGGCGACGGGCUGCGAGGGAAGCUGCUGAUCGAGCUCGAGUCGAUUCUGACGUGGUGGGAGCGGUCAAGGCUGCUGAGCAAGCUAAGAUCAAUUUUGAUGCUGCCGAGGCUCGUAAUUUGCAGUUGAAUCGUCAAGCUCGUCAGGCGGCCAAGGCUUGUGAAGCUGCUGAACGUGAAGUAGCUAAGCGCCAGGCGGCCGAGACUCUUAAUCGCCAGACUACCCAUAACGCUUCCAAGGCUCUCGGGAAGGAUACUGAACAGGUCACUUCGGCAUCAGACAGCAACACAGCUCUGAAGACAGACCCCGAGACAGCUUCCAAGGUCGAACAGCCGGCUACCUCUGGAGGAAAGAAGCAUGCCACUUCUAACAACUCCCCCAUUGUCCAAUCAAAGUCUCAUACAAAACGUCGCGCCUACACUCCAGCUCCUUCCCCGAAGCCCAAAUUCCCUUCUCGCCUGUCGCAAACGGAGUCCGCAUACACUGACCAAGAGUGGGAAGAGAUUCAUGCCAAGACAACGUCUACGCCUUCCGACACUUCGAAGGAUGUGCCUGAAUACAUGUCCAAUAUGAAUAAUGAGACGCUGACUCACAUUGGGUCCGUAGCUGGCAAGUCAGGUGCCUCUAUCGGCACACAAAAAAAUACUAGGCAUGACGUGGACGGCACUAUCAAAGACUCUAUUGAGAUCGUCACGACCACUACCGCCAAAAUUAUCACCUCCAGCACCGAUACACAAGUGUCACAAAACUUCACCACCGAUGCCACCGCUCAGGACCUCCACUCCACACUGAAACCUCCAAGCCCUACCCCCUCCAUCGACUCAACCUACGGCUCCCAGACCCACAGCCAGUCACUACUACCUAGCCAGGCCGAAUCGCCCUCUCACACCAUCACGCCGGCCAGCCCACGCAUCAUCAAAAAGCCCGUUGGUCCCUCCGUUCGUCGCUCCACCCGCAUUACUUCCAGUGCCAUGGCACAGGCUUCUAAUAAUCAGAUUCCUGCGCUUAGCCAGACCUCUGGCGGUGACGCUGCUGCAGCGCCGGCGUCUAGCCUGGGGAAGCGGACACACAAUGCUAGUAUUGCUGCUGGCGAGGUCGAUGGGGAAAUUGGACCUGAGUCUGAUUCUGAGCCUGAGCAUGCAGUCAAGAAGAUUAGGGCGUCUAGGUAG